Messenger RNA from Salvia splendens (bonfire salvia), 1479 nucleotides. Its product is annotated as structural maintenance of chromosomes protein 6A. Gene Ontology annotation, biological process: double-strand break repair via homologous recombination. The transcript has 8 exons. The record is from RefSeq and is a predicted model, not a curated record. NCBI's taxonomy places the organism in Eukaryota, Viridiplantae, Streptophyta, Magnoliopsida, Lamiales, Lamiaceae. Bases 72 to 1265 code for a protein of 397 amino acids. Gene Ontology annotation, molecular function: single-stranded DNA binding; ATP hydrolysis activity; damaged DNA binding. Gene Ontology annotation, cellular component: nucleus; Smc5-Smc6 complex; site of double-strand break.
CUUCUCUAGAAGUGAAAUUGAAAUUGAAAUCCCUUUACCGGUGAGUGACUGCUAAUCCCCGCUCUCACUGUAUGGAGCCCUCUCCUCUCUUCACUGACGACCCCGCUCGCCGGCCGAAACGCCUGGAAGCCGGUAUAAUCUCUAGGAUCCAUCUCGAGAACUUCAUGUGUCACAGCAAUCUCGACAUUGAGUUCGGAGACUUGGUUAACUUCAUCACCGGUCAAAAUGGGAGUGGAAAGAGCGCAAUAUUAACGGCACUUUGUGUCGCAUUCGGCUGCCGAGCUCGUGGUACGCAGCGAGCGAAUACACUAAAGGAUUUUAUCAAAACUGGCUGCAGCUCUGCGCUUGUCCAAGUUGAGAUAAAGAAUCAAGGUGAAGAUGCUUUCAAGCAUGAACUGUAUGGAGACACCAUCACCGUGGAGCGUAGAAUCUCAGAAUCUGCUGGUGGCAGCAUCACAUUAAAAAACAGUCAAGGUAGAAAAAUUGGCUCCAAGAGAGAUGAUCUCCGUGAGAUUGUAGAAUACUUCAAUAUUGAUGUAGAGAAUCCAUGCACAACCAUGACACAAGACAAGAGUAGAGAAUUUCUGCAUUCAGGCAAUGACAAAGACAAGUUCAAGUUCUACUUCAAGGCAACACUUCUUCAACAAGUGGAUGACCUACUAAGCGGUAUUGACAAGCAGCUACAAGAUGCAAAUGGCCUAAUUAGUCAUUUGGAAGAUUCCUUAAGGCCGGCAAAGAAGGAACUUGAUGAAUUACAAGAAAAGAUAAAAAACAUGGAAAUUAUGGAGGAGAUGUCACAACAGGUGCAGCUAUUAAGAAAGAAACUAGCUUGGUCGUGGGUAUAUGAUGCUGAUAGAAAACUUGAUGUGCAACAUACGUUGAUUGAAAAGCUAAAAGGAAGGAUACCUAGCUGUCAAGCAAUGAUUGACCAGAAUCAUCACAAGAUGGAAAAAUUGAAUGAUCGAUUGGCAGCAAAGAAAGAUGAAAUAUCAAAUAUGAUGGAAAGAACAUCUGAAGUUAGAAGAUUGAAGGAGGAUCUACAGCAAAAUCUUUCUAUGGCUGUGAAGGAGCAGCUUGAGCUAACAGGGGAACAAGAGCGCAUAAAUAGGCAAAUUGAUAAUAUGGUUAAACAGGUCAGAUCACUCGAGAGGCAGAUCCAGGAAAUGCAUGAGCAGUAUCAGCAAAAUACACAGGUAACACACUUGCUGAGAUAUGAUAUACAUACCAAUUGGCCUUUUAAAACUGACAUAGGUGAAACAAACUAAUCCAAGGUCAUUGGUGUUACUUUGAGUCUUGAGAUGUGCAUUGAUGUUAUUUACCGUGGGAAUCUAAUACAGAUUACUCCAUAAGUGCAGUUUCUCCCAAUGCCAAUAUAAUUUAAGAGUUCAAAAGUGCUCCUACAUUACCCCAAAUGAUUAAUUAUAUGUUCCAAUACAAUUUUCUUUUACAAUUUUUUUAGAAAUUAAGUAUUUUCUAAUU